This is a messenger RNA of Pseudozyma flocculosa PF-1, 204 nucleotides long. RefSeq lists its product as uncharacterized. The record is from RefSeq and is a predicted model, not a curated record. The coding region runs from base 1 to 204 and encodes 67 amino acids. The transcript has 3 exons. Lineage: Eukaryota; Fungi; Basidiomycota; Ustilaginomycetes; Ustilaginales; Ustilaginaceae.
AUGUCCGCUCCCCCGCCUCAGCAGCCCGGCGCCGGUGCCGGCGGUGUGCCGCAACAGGAUGCGCUCGACAAGGGCGUCCAGGCCGCCUCGAAGCACUUUGGCCACGAGACCAACGCCUCGACGACUGAAAAGAUCUCGGACGGCAUCCGCAGCGGAUUCAAGAAGCUCACUGGCAAGGACGUCCCCAUCAAGGACAAGCAGUAA